AGGGUGAUAGUGAGACGGUGAAUCCUUACUCCUGAUCUCAGGUGUAGAGACAGACCUGACAGAGUGCCAUAGCAUCAUAAUAUAGCAUAACCUCAUAGAUAACGCUUUUAUCUCUUGUAGUAUGUUAAAAUGUGUCAAUUCUCUUGUAAUAUGUUAAAAUGUGUCAAUUCUGUUGCAGUAUGUUAAAAUGUGUUAGUUUGCUUGUGUUGAUUUGUUUGGUGGAGAGCUCAGACUACAGGAAAUGCGGUUACUUUAAACGCAACACACUCCGCUGCAACAAGGACCAGUUAGGAGCAGUACCACAGAACAUACCACCCUACAUCACUAGUCUAACGAUUAAGUAUGAUGAUUUGAGGGGAGGAUUUACCUUCCCAGCCCACAAACGUCUCAGAAAACUGUACUUGGUGAACGUAGAGAUUGGAAGAGAAAUACCUCGUCUAGCAUUCGCCAAACUAAAGGAACUUCACGACCUGCGAAUACAAUAUUUACCGAAGGCGGGACAGAACUUGACUAUUCACCCUGAAGCAUUCCACGGUUUGAAGAAGCUGGUUACGAUAAGACUGUUUAACCUGGGUGUGUCCUCCUUGCCUGACAACAUGUUUAAAGACAGCUCCAAACUUAGGCAAAUAUAUAUAACGGGGACCAAUAUAAACAGGAUAGGAAGAAACACUUUCUCUCCGCUCAGUCGCGUACAACAGCUAAGUCUGAUGUUCAACAAGAUCGCCACCAUAGAAGACGGAGCCUUUGACUGUGUGGAUGAAACAUACAGGGACCCUAGAAUAUACCUGUCCAACAAUGAACUCGAAACAGUCCCAACAGAAAUCUCUCACGACAAGAUUAAAUUGAAGAUCCACGAUAACCCGAUACUGUGUGACUGCAAUCUGAAGAUCCCGGAAUCCUUUACAGACAAGAAAGCGAGGUGCAAGGGACCUGCAGACCUCAGCGGAACUGCUUUAGUGGACCUCGUCGGCAAGACUAUCGAAUGUGUUUGCUACCCUCCGGAUAUAAGGAACGGGGACACAGAACCAAGCUCUUCUCUACAGCCUGGAGCUACACUGCAGAUAUUCUGUUCUGAAGGGUACAGUCUUAGUGUUAUGCCUAACAUUGUCUGCCAGGAGGACGGCACUUUCGGGGAUACUGCCAUACCUGAGUGCAUAGAAGAUCGAGUAGAGCCGGAGGAGCUGGAGGACGGAUCACUUCUGAUAAUCAGCAAUGCUUUCUCAGUCUACCCGAACCCAAUCACUCUGAGAUGUCCUACUGAAACUGUCGUAAAAAGUUGCAAGUGCGCGCAGUUUUACUGCCAAGGAGUGGUUUUAGAAGACACUUCUUGUAGAGUGUACGCUGCUCCGGGGAACGCUACUAAAGGAGAACUGAUCUGUAUCCCUAAUGAUCUAGUGUUAGAUCACUACACUUACGAUUUGACGGAAGACAUCGAACAUUUCGCGGCAUGUAGGCCCUCCUAUCAAAUGACUGCUUGCACAAACUACAACUCCAUGGAUAGAGUAGCUACUGAUCAUGGAGUUCUGGAUCAAGAUAUGAGUGGAAUAUGUAGAGUUGACUGCGGUAACAUUGACUGUGACCUCUACAUAAGAUGCCUAAUCAUUAUUGAAAAGAAGAAAUGUGACAAGUUUUCCAUCUAUAUGGGAAGUGUAACUAAAGAAGGAGUGGAAAUGACAGCAUCUUCUAAAUUCGAGGAGGGAGAUGUAGUGACCAUCACGUGUAAUGAAGGGUACGAACUUUUUCUACCAGACGAGGGGGUGGAGGUGACACAGACCACUCUCUCCUGUGUAGAGGGAGAGAUAUACAACCCUCCAGAGAUCCCAGAGUGCUUUGAAAUAAUACCAGAGUGUGAGCUAGCCCCAAUAGAGAGCGUAGUAGCGUAUCCAAGCUGGACAGUGCUGGAAAGGAGCUCUAUAACCCUGUCUUGUAGGGUUGGUUACGAGGGGGAACAGGAGAUCAUCAGCUGUGAGAGAGGGGGGACCUUCAACCAGCCCCAGAUACAGUGCACCAAGAAAGUGCUUGCGGAGUGUUACGUAGAGGCGGUGCCGCACGCGACUAUAACCCUGACAGACGGCAGCAGACUAGAGGAGUUCACAGUAGUGGAGGGUACAGUGGUUAUAGUGAACUGUCAGAACGGAUACCAACCCUCCACCUACAGGGACCGGCUCACUUGUCUCCGUGACGGACAGCUCAGUGACGACAUGCCUUCCUGCAUCAAAGCUGUCGAUCCAGAUGAAAUGAAGUGUUCGGUACCGCUGCUACAGAACGGCUUUGUUGAGAACUACACCUCCGGAGACGAGAUCAGUACAGGAACUGUAAUAACCUUCCAGUGCAAGGAGGGCUUUAAGUUCCACAAUCCUAACAGCAUAUCUCUGAAGUGCGUUUCUAAUCAGUUCUUUGAACCAAACAGACUGCCCAGAUGUAAAAAGGUGGAGGUUAGGUGCGAGGUACCGGAGUUAGAGAACGGUUACUACAGCGGUUACAGGACAGGGGAGAGUAUACUCCUGACAGAGGUACUAUGGCCAGCAUGCGACUACGGGCACGACCUGUAG
Molecule: messenger RNA, 2552 nt
Organism: Bolinopsis microptera
Lineage: Eukaryota; Metazoa; Ctenophora; Tentaculata; Lobata; Bolinopsidae
Product: slit homolog 3 protein-like
Exons: 19
Coding region: 159-2552 (797 amino acids)
Cellular component (GO): extracellular matrix
Source: RefSeq, a predicted model, not a curated record